Molecule: messenger RNA, 1524 nt
Organism: Zeugodacus cucurbitae (melon fly)
Lineage: Eukaryota; Metazoa; Arthropoda; Insecta; Diptera; Tephritidae
Gene: hgo
Product: homogentisate 1,2-dioxygenase
Exons: 8
Coding region: 144-1451 (435 amino acids)
Biological process (GO): L-phenylalanine catabolic process
Cellular component (GO): cytoplasm
Molecular function (GO): homogentisate 1,2-dioxygenase activity
Source: RefSeq, a predicted model, not a curated record
GUUUGAUACUGGUUUUUCGAAUAGAGAAUAUUAUUACAAAGUGGAGAGUAUUAUUUAGUCAAAGCAGAUGUCAUUUUCAUAAUAGUUGGAUUAGUUUCAAACUCUCAUACUAUAUUUUAGUUGCAAACGGAGACAUAAUCAAAAUGAAUGAUUAUCAAUACAUGAAUGGGUUUGGAUCAUACUUUUCAUCGGAAGAUAAAAGAUGUCCUGGCUCCCUCCCGGACGGUCAAAACUCUCCUCAGAUUUGUCCUUAUGGUUUAUAUGCAGAACAAAUAUCAGGAAGUGCCUUCACAGCGCCCCGCAAAGAAAACUUAAAGUCAUGGUUGUACAGAAUACGUCCUAGUGUAACGCACGAACCUUUUAAGCCAUUUAAUGGUAAAACGGGUUUAAAUAAUGAUUGGAAUGGACAACAUCCAAAUCCUAAUCAAAUGCGUUGGAAACCUUUUGAUAUACCUUUGGAAGACGUAAACUUUGUAGAGGGUAUACACACGAUAUGCGGCUCAGGUGAUGUACAUAGCCAUCAUGGUCUUGCUAUACAUAUCUACAUUUGCACUACUUCUAUGGAGAAAACUGCGUUUUAUAAUAGCGAUGGAGACUUUUUGAUUGUGCCUCAAAAGGGUAGUUUGGAAAUAACUACUGAAUUUGGUAAAUUGGUAGUAAGGCCAAAUGAAAUAUGCAUCAUACCACAGGGGAUUCGAUAUUCAGUUAGAGUAACGGAACCAUCAAGAGGAUACAUUCUUGAGGUUUAUAACAAUCACUUCCAACUUCCGGAGCUAGGACCCAUAGGAGCAAAUGGGUUAGCUAAUCCUCGCGAUUUUCAAACUCCUGUUGCCUUGUUUGAGGAUAUCGAUGAAGAUUUCCAGAUUAUUUGCAAGUACCAAGGAAAACUUUUUACUGCUAAACAAUCUCAUUCGCCAUUUGAUGUUGUAGCUUGGCAUGGAAAUUAUGUCCCUUUCAAAUAUGAUUUGUCAAAAUUUAUGGUUAUUAACUCUGUCAGCUUCGAUCAUUGCGAUCCCAGCAUAUUUACCGUUCUCACUUGCCCAAGCUUUCGCCCAGGUACUGCUAUUGCGGACUUUGUAAUAUUUCCACCAAGAUGGUCGGUACAAAAACAUACCUUCCGGCCGCCAUAUUAUCACAGAAAUUGCAUGUCAGAAUUUAUGGGGUUAAUUCUUGGUAAAUACGAAGCAAAGGAGAACGGUUUUUUCCCUGGAGGUGCUACUCUUCAUUCGAUUAUGACUCCACAUGGUCCAGAUUAUCAAUGCUUCGAAAAUGGAUCUCGAGCAGAGCUAAAACCUGAAUGGAUCGCCGACAAUACACAGGCCUUCAUGUUCGAAUCAUCACUUAACUUAAAAAUAACAAAGUGGGCUGAAAAUACGUGUCAAAAAUUGGAUAAGCAGUAUUUUGAAUGCUGGAAAGGAUUGAAAAAAAAUUUUAAUAUGAAUUGUAAUUAAUUUUAGUACCCUUACCUUGUAAUAAUUAUAUUUUAUAUGCCAAAUAAAUUUUUAAUUGCUCGUUUUCAAGAUA